AUGGGGGAAACGUCAGCGUCGGAUGCGCGAGUCGAUGCGUUGACCGUAGCGGCAGCAGGAGCUGUUACCGCAGCAAACACUAGCGAAUCAGGGUUUGAGGGGCCUCAGGAGGCGGAGGGAUCGGUAGCGAUGGCUUCGCGAGUAGGUGAAUCGACCGUUGCGGCAGCAGGUGCUAGAGAAGAUAAUGCUGUGGCUGUCGAUGAGUCGACCGUUACAGCAGCAGGUGCCGUUGACGGUAAUGCUGCGGACGUUAGCAAUUCCGCAGCAAACGUUAACGAAUCGCGGUUUUACGGGGCUCAAGGCGAUGAAGAUAAUGUUGCGGCUGUCAGCAAUUUCGCAGCAGACACUAGCGAAUCAGGGUUCGAGGGACCUCAAGUCGAUGAGAUGACCGUUACAGCAGCAGGUGCGAGUGAGGAUAACGCUGCGCCUGUCGAUGAAUCGGCAAUUGCGGCAGCAGGUGAUAGGGACGGUAAUGCUUCUGGUAGAGAGUCAGCACCUGAUAAUGACGGUGCCACACUUGCACAAGCCGGUGCCACAGUGUUACAAGACGGUGCUGCAGUGUUACAAGACGAUGCUACAGUGUUACACGACCGUGCUACAGUGUUACACGACCGUGCUACAGUGUUACACGACCGUGCUACAGUGUUACAUGUCCACGUGCUCUCAACCAAGGAAGACGAUCUUCGGACGGAGCCCUUGCAGAAGGAACCGGAGCUGCCGCAGUCAGUUCAGGCAGAAGUGCCCCCUGCCGAACCAGCCCUUGCCGAACCAGCCCUUGCCGAACCAGCCCUUGCCGAACCAGCCCUCGCCGAAACAGCCAUCUCCAAACCAACCCUCGCCGAACCAGCCCUCGCCGAACCUGAACAGGAGGUACGGGUGCAGAGGGAGGGCGCGGGAGGGGAGCAAGAGCUGUCUGCAGGUUCGGCAGCGGAAGGCAGCAUGGAGAUGAGCGGAGGGGAAGCGGGCGCGGAAAGGGAGUGCGUGGGGCUGAGCGCAGGGGAAGCGGGUGCGGAAAGGGAGUGCGUGGGGCUGAGCGCAGGGGAAGCGGGUGCGGAAAGGGAGUGCGUGGGGCUGAGCGCAGGGGAAGCGGGUGCGGAAGGGAAAUGCGUUGGGCUGAGCGCAGGGGAAGCGGGCGUGGAGGAGGGCAGCAUGGGGUUGAGCGGAGGGAAAGCGGAAGCGGAAGGAGACUGUGUGAGGCCGAGCGGAGGGGAAGUGGGAGCGGAUGGGGAGUGUGUGGGGCUGAGCGGAGGGGAAGCAGGAGCACCAGCAGCGGCAGUAGCAGCAGCAGCGGCGGCAGUAGCAGACGUGGUAGAGCCGCCGCCGCAGGCAAAGGAAGCGGCAUCCGACGGGACGGGCCCGUCCCCCACUCCCACCAUCUCGUCUCUCCACCCCUCUUCCGCCGCCCUUGCGUCCCUCCCUCUGCCCCCCAUGCGCGCAAAGCCUUCCGCUUUUCCUUGCACCAGCGCUUCCGCAACGGGCUCAAGCGCAAAACCAGCCGCUCCGCCGAUUCUCCGCGGAGCCAGCGUGCGCCCGGUCAACCACCGCCGACCCACCUCCGCGUUUCCCAACUCCCCUUCCCUUCCGCCGAUGAUCCUUGCGCCUUCCCCAGCUGCGGAAUUGGCGCGGCAGUUCAGCGUUCUCUGUCCCGCUGCUGCUCCGCAUCCCUCGGCAAUCGACGGCGGAGAGAUUGGCGGACCGGGAAGUCGCCUGAAAAAACAAGAUCUCCCUCUCACUCACCUGCUAUCCUCGUUACAAGCUGCAUCAGUAUCCGCCACAGCAGUCACAGCGGGCAAUGUUGAGCUACCCCCGGGUUCAGCCCACCACAGGGCUUUAACUGAAGCAAUAGGUGUGGCGUCCACCAGUCAACACGCAGUGGCCGCACAAGCACGCCGGGCAAUACUGAGUCAGCUUAUAGGGGAGCUGGAGGCGAUCCAGCCAGGCACGACAGGGAAGGAGGGGCAGCCGCAGGAGGAGGAGGGGGCAGCAGGCAAGGCCGAGGGCGGAUUCAACAGGGGAAAUGAGGAGAGCACGUGCGUGGGUGUGACCUCACUGGAUGGUGAGAGCUCUGAUGAUGAUGAAGAUGAAGAUUUGGAGAAGAUGUUCACCUUUUCAGGGCCAGUUGGGGUGGAAAAACAGAGGGCGGAUGGGAGGUUGGCAGGGGAGUGCAAGGAGAUGGAGGUGGGUGCAGAGGUGGGGGGUGUGUGUAAGCAGAGAGUGAGGGGUGCGGGUGGGAGGGCAGUGCCAGGGCACAGGUGGCAGGCGUGGAGUGGUCAGCUGCUUGGGGGAGGAAAGAGGCUGUUUGGAAGGGUGCCGUCUGUGGUGCAGCGGGCACGAGGGGGGGGCGGAGGAGGAGGUGGAGGGGGUUGUGGGGGUGGGGGUGGGGGUGGGGGUGGGGGUGGGGGUGGCAAGGCGUCGUCUCACGUGUGGCCUGACGUGUACGGCUGUGCGGGGCUGAGCGUUGGUGUGGGAGAAGUGAAAGAUUCUGAGAAGUAG
Closterium sp. NIES-65 is the source of this 2493-nucleotide messenger RNA. NCBI's taxonomy places the organism in Eukaryota, Viridiplantae, Streptophyta, Zygnematophyceae, Desmidiales, Closteriaceae. The record is from the annotation of a GenBank genome assembly.